Molecule: messenger RNA, 438 nt
Organism: Dioscorea cayenensis subsp. rotundata (Guinea yam)
Lineage: Eukaryota; Viridiplantae; Streptophyta; Magnoliopsida; Dioscoreales; Dioscoreaceae
Exons: 4
Coding region: 1-438 (145 amino acids)
Source: RefSeq, a predicted model, not a curated record
AUGAAUAGGAAAGGGUACACAUCAACCAAUAUUUUAGCUGUAUGUGACUUCAAUAUGUGUUUCACAUAUGCACUUAUUGGUUGGGAGGGAUCGGCGCACGACACACGUAUUCUACUUGAUGUUUUACAAAAUCCAUCUAUGAAGUUUCCUCAACCACCAGAAGGAAAAUAUUACCUUGUGGAUUCUGGAUAUCCUACCAUGAAAGGGUUUCUAGGGCCAUAUAAGAGUGAAAGUUAUAUUCGAAGAAUGGGAAACAAUUAUUUAGAUUCUCUUGAGGGCCUUGAAGACAUUAACCAAUUCCAAGAAAGAGAAUUGGGCUUUGAGGAUGAUGGUGAAAGUUCAUGGCAACAACCAACCAAUGAAGACACCAAACAAAUGAUUAGAGUUAGAAACACUAUUCGGAAUCAACUCUCCAAUCAAGUUGUUAAAGCAUAUUAA